CAGAAGCCCGCGAUAUCACGCCUCCGACUGACGCCACGAGCCUUGUUUGUUUUAUUUGACAUUACUCGUGCGAUUCAGCACUCCUACAGCCUAUUUAUCCUUCGUGACCUGAUCUGCGUUCAGCUAUCACUGAGCUCCAAAACCGAGGAAGAGGAGGGUCUUCGCGACACCCCCUCCAGCCCUAAACCUCACCCCUGACGAAGAUUACAAGCAUUCCUGGAGUCAGUUCUUGAGAAGAUCCACGGGGCUCGAUCCAUCUCGGCUCUACAGAAUGGCGUUGUGGGAAAGACUCUUCCAAAUUCUUGUGUGUCCACCCUGGUUGCGAUAGAGAGACACACAAAGACCUGCUGCUGAAAACGGGAAACUGACAUUUUAGGCAUUCGUCAGACACUGCUGCUUGGAGAUACAUGCGCGCAUCGCUGCGCGGUAAGAUGCGCUGUUUUUCAGCACGCGAGCGGGCGCAUGCCAUGCUGUAGCGCUGCACAUCUUGAGCCGCAGCCAAAUGGCAAGAGCAAGCGCGACCAAAGCGCUCUGACGUUCGCGGAGGACUAGACGUAUGAUGUGGUCAAAGGAAGCGUUUCUCCCUGCGUGCUGAGCGCGUGAUGAUGAACAGCUGCUGCCGUGGGACAAGUCACCGGUGCGUCCACCACACUCCGUGGAGUCCAGACCUCACCCUCCUGGCCAAACACGUUUGGCUAGCCCUCCUUACACACACCUGCACAUAGCUGUCUCUUUUUUUUUAUUUUAUUUUUUUUUAUUUUGGAACUAGUAUAGUUAAAUAGAACAGCGGGUGUGGAAACAAUGGAAUUAUCUGAGGUGCGGUGUUCCAGCGCGAGCGAGGAGCUGUACACCAUCAACAAAACCCCCACUAACAACAGCGGGAACCGACCCAAGCGUUUGCUGUGGCAGAAUGCCGUGCGACACAUCACCGAGCAACGCUUCAUUCAUGAACACAGCCCGAAGCCCGUCUCACCGGACGAGCCUCACGAGCAGGGCUCGCGCAAACACUCCGCCGGCAGGACCUCGGUGAGCGACCGGCACAACAACGGUGGCACAAAAGUCUUCCCCGAGCGCUCGAGCAGCGACCUGGGUUUCCUGCAGAUCGACUGCGCGCCCAGCAACUCCGACUUCUUCUUGAGCUGGGGCUACACGUACCGCGGGGUGAUCUUCCCCACCCUGCGUUACGCCUUCAAGUCCAGGGAUCUCGAGCGCCUGUACCAGCGCUACUUUCUGGGCCAGCGACGGAAGUCCGUGGUGGUCAUGAACAUUCUGGACGUGGUGACCAAGCUGACCCUGCUCGUGCUACACCUGACUCUGGCCUCCACACCGAUGGACCCGAUCAAAGGGAUGCUUCUCGGGUUUUUCACGGGCAUCGAGGUGGUCAUCUGCGCGCUCGUGGUGGUGCGCAAGGACACAAGCUCGCACGGUUACCUGCAAUACAGCGGCGCGGUGACCUGGGUCGCUUUGGCCACGCAGAUCCUCGCGACGGGACUGGGGUACGGCUUGCUCGGUGAUGGGAUAGGGUACGUGCUCUUCACGCUCUUUGCCACCUACAGCAUGCUGCCGCUGCCUCUCACCUGGGCCAUAGUGGCGGGACUGCUGACCUCUGCUCUGCACAUCGCGCUCCAGCUGCUGGUGCCCCCUCGAAAUCAUAUUUCCACGAAUCAGCUGUUAGCUCAGGUGCUGCUGUUCUUAUGUAUAAACACUGCAGGGAUGUUUAUCAGCUACCUGUCAGACCGCGCCCAGCGACAGGCCUUUCUGGAGACACGCAGGUGCAUCGAGGCACGCCUCCGCCUGGAGACUGAAAACCAGCGACAGGAGCGCCUGGUGUUGUCGGUGCUGCCACGCUUUGUAGUGCUGGAGAUGAUAAACGACAUGACCAAUGUAGAAGACGAGACCCUACAACACCAGUUUCAUCGUAUCUACAUUCAUCGCUAUGAGAACGUUAGUAUUCUAUUUGCUGAUGUGAAGGGCUUCACCAAUCUUUCCACCACCCUCUCCGCUCAGGAACUUGUUCGAAUGCUCAACGAACUCUUUGCACGCUUUGACCGACUGGCACACGAGCAUCAUUGUCUGAGGAUCAAGAUAUUGGGGGAUUGCUAUUAUUGUGUUUCUGGCCUCCCCGAGCCCAGACCAGAUCACGCCCACUGCUGUGUUGAGAUGGGCCUCAGCAUGAUCAAAACCAUCAGGUAUGUGCGCUCAAGUACAAAGCAUGACAUAGACAUGCGUAUUGGAAUCCACUCUGGCUCGGUUCUAUGUGGAGUUCUCGGCCUUCGGAAAUGGCAGUUUGAUGUCUGGUCCUGGGAUGUUGACAUAGCCAACAAACUGGAGUCAGGGGGAAUACCCGGGAGGAUCCACAUCUCCAAAGCAGCGCUAGACUGUCUGAAUGGCGACUAUGAGGUGGAAGAGGGUCAUGGGAAGGACCGUAACGACUUCCUGCGCAGACACAACAUUGAGACCUUUCUGAUCAAACAGCCAGAGGAGAGCCUGCUCACCUUGCCUGAGGACAUCAUGAAAGAUUCCACCAACCAGUCAGAUCACAGAACCUCCAACACUUCCUUCACAGAGGGAACAUGGAGCCCUGAACUUCCCUUCCAUAACAUAGUAGGCAAACAGAAUACUCUGGCUGCGCUCACACGUCACUCCAUUAACCUGCUCCCCAACCACCUGGCUCAAGCCCUGCAUGUGCGCGCCGACUCACAGGAAAUUAAUGCUCGCAUGCAGAGCGCCAUCGCCCUGCGCAGCGGGGACAAGCUCCGCCAAGAACAUAUCUCGCCCUUCUCUCUCACCUUUAGAGAAGCGCUGCUGGAGCACAAGUACUCCCAGAUGAGAGACGAGGUGUUUAAGUCUAAUCUCGUGUGUGCCUUCAUUGUUCUCUUCUUCAUAACUGGAAUACAGAGCUUACUGCCCUCGGCAAGGAUGGUCACUAUGGUGAUACAGUUCUCCGUCCUCAUCUUGCUGCACUGUUGCCUUGUUGUCGUGACAAUGGCAGAGGAUUAUAAGUGUUUGCCGUUGGUUUUGCGAAAAGCGUGUUGCUGGGUGAACGAAACAUACGCCGCACGGAACGUCGUCAUUUUCCUCUCCAUUCUCAUCAACUUCCUGGCUGCCAUGAUCAACAUACUUUGGUGUGAUUUCGAUAAAUCCGGCUCAUUCAGGAACCAGACGUUUAAUGCAUCUGCCUCAAUCCGAGAUAUCUGUUUCUAUCCAGAGUAUUUUGUGUUUACGGGAGUGUUGGCAAUGGUGACCUGUGCGGUUUUCCUGAGACUGAACUCAGUUCUUAAGCUGGCGAUUCUGUUGAUCAUGAUCGGCAUCUACGCAUUGCUGACAGAAGCCUUCUACACACCAUUAUUCAUUCGCUAUGAUACACUUACACUUAACCAGAGCAAAAGCUUCCUGGGAACCAAGGAAACAUCUUUGCUUCUCAUGGCGAUGUUCCUUUUAGCUGUGUUCUACCACGGCCAACAGCUGGAGUAUACUGCUCGUCUGGACUUCCUAUGGCGUGUACAGGCGAAGGAGGAGAUAAAUGAGAUGCGAGAACUGCGUGAACACAAUGAGAACAUGCUCCGAAACAUUCUCCCCAGCCACGUCGCACGCCACUUCCUGGAGAAAGACAGAGACAAUGAGGAGCUCUACUCUCAGUCAUAUGAUGCAGUGGGAGUGAUGUUCGCCUCCAUUCCAGGCUUUGCUGAUUUUUACUCGCAGACGGAGAUGAAUAAUCAGGGCGUGGAGUGUUUGCGGCUGCUCAACGAGAUCAUCGCUGAUUUUGAUGAGCUGCUGGGGGAGGAGCGAUUUCAGGACAUUGAGAAGAUAAAGACCAUUGGCAGCACAUACAUGGCGGUGUCAGGGCUGUCACCUGAGAAACAACAAUGUGAGGAUAAAUGGGGACAUCUGUGUGCGCUGGCAGAUUUCGCCAUUGCUCUGAAUGAGAGCAUUCAGGAGAUCAACAAGCAUUCUUUUAACAACUUCCAACUUAGGAUUGGUAUGGCACAUGGCUCAGUGGUGGCUGGUGUCAUUGGUGCCAAAAAGCCGCAGUAUGACAUUUGGGGAAAGACGGUAAAUCUGGCAAGCAGAAUGGACAGUACUGGUGUCAGCGGGAAGAUCCAGCUACCAGAGGAAACCUACGGCAUCCUAAACGAGCGCGGCUUUGCCUUUGAGUACCGAGGCGAGAUCUACGUGAAGGGCAUCAGUGAACAGGAAGGAAAGAUCCGCACGCACUUCCUGCUAGGCCGCGUGCAGCCUAACCCGCUCAUUCUGCAGCCGCGGAAACUCACCGGCCAGUAUUCGCUCGCCGCUGUGGUGCUUGGCCUGGUUCAGUCCCUCAACCGCCAGAAACAAAAACAAAUCCUUAACGAAAAUAACAACACGAGCAUCAUGAAAGGGCACUAUAACCGCAGGACUCUGCUGGCGCCGGGCGGUUCUGAUACCAGCCAUGCCGAGGUCACAGAUAAGAGCGAGCUGGCCUAGAGAACUCGAAAAACAGACUGCACCCUUAACCAAAAGACUGAGCUGUACUUCAGACUGCUGCCGCUGACUAAGUGUCACUUUUGCUGUCUGUGUUUCUUUUUGUAUUUCUUUUGUAUUUGAAAAACAAUAAAGGGGUUUUAAU
This is a messenger RNA of Myxocyprinus asiaticus (Chinese sucker), 4606 nucleotides long. Its product is annotated as adenylate cyclase type 8-like. Bases 802 to 4464 code for a protein of 1220 amino acids. The transcript has 18 exons. NCBI's taxonomy places the organism in Eukaryota, Metazoa, Chordata, Actinopteri, Cypriniformes, Catostomidae. Gene Ontology annotation, molecular function: adenylate cyclase activity. The record is from RefSeq and is a predicted model, not a curated record. Gene Ontology annotation, biological process: cAMP biosynthetic process; intracellular signal transduction; adenylate cyclase-activating G protein-coupled receptor signaling pathway. Gene Ontology annotation, cellular component: plasma membrane.